Gastrolobium bilobum is the source of this 1657-nucleotide messenger RNA. RefSeq names its product 7-dehydrocholesterol reductase. Lineage: Eukaryota; Viridiplantae; Streptophyta; Magnoliopsida; Fabales; Fabaceae. Gene Ontology annotation, molecular function: oxidoreductase activity, acting on the CH-CH group of donors, NAD or NADP as acceptor. Gene Ontology annotation, biological process: brassinosteroid biosynthetic process; sterol biosynthetic process. The transcript has 13 exons. The record is from RefSeq and is a predicted model, not a curated record. Gene Ontology annotation, cellular component: endoplasmic reticulum membrane. The coding region runs from base 73 to 1386 and encodes 437 amino acids.
UGUGAGAGAAAGAACGCAGACACAGAGAGAAAGAGAGAGAGAGAGAGUCGAUUGAGGAAGGAAGCAGUUAACAUGGGACAGUCGAACACUGAGACCGUACACUCACCACUGGUCACUUAUGUUUCCAUGAUUUCUCUACUCACUCUCUGUCCUCCUUUUGUCAUUCUCCUAUGGUAUACAAUGACAGUUGCUGAUGGAUCAAUUUUAAAGACAUGGGAUUACUUGAUGAAGCAGAAUGGCUUCAUACAACAUGUAUCUGUAUGGCCUAAACCCACUGUUACAGCUUGGAUUAUCAUCGCCGUCUAUGCUGCAUUUGAAGCAGCUCUUCAGCUUCUUCUCCCUGGUCAAAGGGUCGAGGGUCCUAUUUCUCCUACUGGCAACCGACCUGUUUACAAGGCUAAUGGUGUCGCUGCAUAUUUAGUCACGCUGAUUACUUAUCUUGCCCUUUGGUGGUUUGGGAUAUUCAACCCUAUAAUUGUUUAUGAUCAUUUGGGAGAGAUAUAUUCAGCACUCAUCUUUGGGAGCUUUGUCUUUUGUAUUUUCUUAUACAUAAAAGGUCAUUUGGCACCAUCUUCUACUGAUUCUGGCUCAUCUGGGAACAUCAUCAUUGAUUUUUACUGGGGUAUGGAGCUCUAUCCGCGCAUUGGAAAAUAUUUUGAUAUAAAAGUUUUCACAAACUGCAGAUUUGGAAUGAUGUCGUGGGCUGUUCUUGCACUGACCUAUUGCAUAAAGCAGUAUGAAGAAACUGGGAAAGUAGCUGACUCAAUGCUUGUAAAUACUACAUUAAUGCUGAUAUAUGUUACCAAGUUUUUCUGGUGGGAAGCUGGAUAUUGGAACACAAUGGAUAUUGCACAUGAUCGAGCUGGAUUUUAUAUUUGCUGGGGCUGCUUGGUGUGGGUUCCAUCUGUGUAUACAUCUCCUGGAAUGUACCUUGUCAACCAUCCUGUAAAUCUUGGCACCCAGCUAGCGCUCUUUAUUUUAGUGGCUGGCAUUCUUUGCAUAUAUAUCAACUAUGAUUGUGACAGGCAAAGACAAGAAUUUCGUAGGACAAAUGGAAAAUGCUCAGUCUGGGGAAAAGCUCCAUCAAAGAUAGAGGCCUCCUAUACCACUACUUCUGGGGAAACAAAAAGAAGCAUUCUUUUAACCUCUGGAUGGUGGGGAUUAUCUCGUCAUUUUCAUUAUGUCCCUGAAAUACUGGCUGCUUUCUUCUGGACAGUACCAGCUCUUUUCAAUCAUUUUUUACCUUACUUCUACGUGAUAUUUCUUACCAUUCUUCUCUUCGAUCGAGCAAAAAGGGAUGAUGAUAGAUGCAGAUCCAAGUAUGGCAAGUACUGGAAACUGUAUUGCGACAAGGUACCUUACCGAAUCAUUCCAGGAAUAUACUGAAGAAUGAUUUUUGACGAAGGCUUGAGAACAUCUCAAUUUCAGAAGUAUAAAGCAAUAGAAUUGAGAACAUCUCAAUUUCACAUGGCAGUGUUACUAAAAGACACAAAUCAAAAGAUUGUUUCUAUUCAUGUUAUCGACAAUAAUCAAGAUAUGUGGUAGACUUUCGCUGAGAAUUAAAUUAUUGAACCAGUUUUCUUAAGCAAAUGUUGUGACUUCGAUUUCAGCUGUAGCUGUGUUUGUAUUUGUAUAUAACGUCAAUCGACUCUUUAUU